CGUAGCCUCUCUCGAUCCCCGGACACAGAUUCAUCACCACUAGAAUCUUCCACACAAAACUCAGUACAAGAUCGGCAAUGGCGCAGCAGCUGAGGACACCGGCGGCGGAGGAGGCGCUGCUGCGCGGCCACGCCGCCGGUGACAAGGACGACGCCGUCGCCGGCGAGAGCAAGGACGCGAAGCGCGCGCGGGCGGGGCUCUGCGGCGUGCUCCGGGAGCGGAAGGUGGUGGAGCUGGCGCGCGCCAAGCGGCGGCUGGUGGAGGUCCCCUACACGGCGACGCUCGCGCACACGGCGAACGCGCUCCUCGCCGCCCGCGUCUCCGCUGUCGCAGUCGCCGCGCCGCCGGGGCACUGGAUCGGCGCCGGCGGGUCCAUGAUCCUCGAGUCCGACCCGGCCACCGGCGCCGUCCGCAAGCACUACAUCGGCAUGGUCAACAUGCUCGACAUCCUCGCCCACAUCGCCGAGGCCGGCGAUGACAACGACGCCGCCGCCGAUGCUGCUCCCAGCGAGGCCGUCGACCUCGACCGCCGCAUGGCCGUGCCGGUCUCCUCCGUCAUCGGCCACUCCCUCGAAGGCCUCACCCUGUGGACUCUCCAUCCAAACACCAGUGUGCUGGAUUGCAUGGAGACGUUCAGCAAGGGGGUGCACCGCGCGCUGGUGCCGCUGGAGAGCGCGGCGGAGAAUGUGGUGGCGGCGGAGCUCGUCGAGGCGGCGCCGGGGUACAGGAUGGUGACGCAGAUGGACGUGGCGCGCUUCCUGCGCGCGCGCGCCGCCGAGCUGGGGGACGCCAUCCUGUCGCGCUCCGUGCGCGGCGUCGGCGUCGGCGGCGCCGUGCUCGCCGUGGCGAGCGGCACCAAGGUGAUCGAGGCCGUCCGGGCGAUGCGCGCCGCGUCGCUCGCCGCCGUCCCCGUCGUGGACGCCGCCCCCGCCGACGACGCCGACGCGCGGCGGAUCCUCCUCCAGCUCCAGGACGGGAGGGGGAAGCGCGUCGUCGAGACGUUCUCGGCGACGGACCUCCGCGACUGCCCCGUGGCGGAGCUCCAGGCGUGGCUGGGCGUCGCCGUGGCGGAGUUCAAGAAGAAGGUGGCCAUGUACCGCGCCGGCGUUCUCGCCGCCGACGCCGACGAGGACGAAGAGCGGCGGCGGGAGAUGGUGACGUGCUCGCCGGAGAGCACGCUGGGGGAGGCGAUCGAGAAGGCGGUGGCGCACCACGUGCACCGGCUGUGGGUGGUCGACGAGGAGGGGUUGCUCGCCGGGGUGGUGUCGCUGACCGACGUGCUCCGCGUCGUCAGGGAGGCCGCCAUCGGCGAGGACCGGGAGCUCCACGACAUCCUAAGCUAGACAACUUUUUUUUUUUUUUGUCGUAAAGACAAGAAAAGUAUGUAUCUGCACUGCAAACUGCCAUGGUCGGCACAAUGUGGUUGUUUUCGUGUUGUGAAUUUUGCUUUGUUUCCAUCAACAUCAAUGGAUCGGUUUGGGCUGGUUUAGUUCUCAA
Oryza sativa Japonica Group (Japanese rice) is the source of this 1497-nucleotide messenger RNA. RefSeq names its product SNF1-related protein kinase regulatory subunit gamma-like PV42a. NCBI's taxonomy places the organism in Eukaryota, Viridiplantae, Streptophyta, Magnoliopsida, Poales, Poaceae. Gene Ontology annotation, cellular component: nucleus; cytoplasm. The record is from RefSeq and is a predicted model, not a curated record.